AUGGCUGAGCCAAAUGAAACAAAAUCUACCGUAACCCAACCACCCACGCCAGGUGCAGCCAGUCGAAUACUUCGGGCUUUUGAAGAGAUUCAACGAGAACCGCCUCAGAAUAUGAGCAAUUUUGAGCUAGUUGAUUCAUCCAAUCCUAGUGUUUGGCGAGCAAUAGUUCACGGCCCAGAGAACACUCCCUACGAAGGUGGACGUUUUAAAGUUUUGAUCGAAUUUCCUGCUAGCUACCCCUUUAAGCCACCUACCCUUCGAUUUGAUCCUCGGUUGUAUCAUCCAAAUGUUCACGAAGAUGGCAUGGUUAGUUUAUCAAGUCAAGACGCCACAGCAUGGUCACCUAGAUCUCAGGUGGGACCUUUAUUGUCAUCUGUUACCAUGUUGUUAAUGGAGCCAAAUCCUGCUGAUAGUCCGGCGUAUGCAGAAGCUGCGGCACUUAUGUUAAAUAAUAAAGAAGAAUUCAACAGAGUAGCCAGACAAUGGACAAAAGACAAUGCCCAAUAG
Didymodactylos carnosus is the source of this 507-nucleotide messenger RNA. Lineage: Eukaryota; Metazoa; Rotifera; Eurotatoria; Philodinida; Philodinidae. The record is from the annotation of a GenBank genome assembly.